Porites evermanni is the source of this 5507-nucleotide messenger RNA. NCBI's taxonomy places the organism in Eukaryota, Metazoa, Cnidaria, Anthozoa, Scleractinia, Poritidae. The record is from the annotation of a GenBank genome assembly.
AUGCAAUCAUGUUGCGAAAAUAAUGGCCACCCAACAGCGCAGAGAACGAAGAAAAUGGAUAGCGUAAAUCGACACACUGCUCGUGAACGGCCUGUAAGUAGUAAGGAACGAACUAAGUAUCCUUGAAAUCAAAAAUCGAUAACUAUAUGUGAGAAACAUUCAAGGUCUUUUACUACCUCUCCCUUUUGCUCAUUACAAUCAGAUGAGCUUGCAAUACUGGCCAAGUUUUGUUGAAUCACAAAACGAGCCUUUUAAUUUUGUCACAGCUUCUCAACUCUCCUUCCUAUCAUUUUUGUUUCUGUCCAACCCCAGUGUCCAGUUCAUAAUCUGCAACUCAAUAGUGCAGGAGGUUCCUAGAAAAUAAUACAAUAAGCAGCAAUAAGCUUACUGACAUUAUUGUUUUGAACAGGCCAAAAAAAGUCCAUGUUUAUGGAAAUUCUAAAUUGAAAAUAAGAAAAUACAGCCGGGUUAAGUCUCAUCACUUUGUGGUGAGUCUCAUGAUUUCAUGACUAAGUUGACAGCUGAUUUCUUAUGCUUCUGGAAAAAUCACACUCCAACAAGUUUUGAAGCAUGUGAACGGUUUUUUUCCAAAAUUAAUUUAAACAAUGAACUCAAUCUAAAGAAGACAUCUUGCAUUCAUGUUUGAUCAGGAAAUUUUCUGAAGUGACAACUUGAUACAUUGCCUUCACUUUUCAGCCUACUCCCGUCCGAACCCCAUCACAAUUUGCUUCUAACAAAUGUGCUGCUUUAGCUUGCUUCUGCUUGCUGGUACCUAAUGUGCAUGUUCUUUGUGUCCAAUAAAUAGAGGAUAUUACAUGGUCACUGAAGAGAUACAAAAUUUCUCUUCGAGUGUUGAGCACAGCGAAUGAGUGAAAUAUUUUUAAACACCUUAAUCUCCCAGUUAGGAUAGCUGCCAAGUGAACAAAUGUUUACAGCACCAUUUGUCAGUAGUAACAAAGUAGAUUGAUGACAGGGUUUGACAACUGAUUUCCCCAGCUUUCUCAAAAAGUAACACUUAAAAAAAACCUUUUGAGCAUCUCUAGGAUUCAUUUCCCCACUGGAAGUCCUCUCAAGAGGAAAUUUGGGACAUCUCACAACGUUUUCCAACACUUACUUCUUUUCCCAGCUCUAGGUUCAGAGUCUCAAGAUUUUUGCUUCUUGGGGGUUAGCAAAUCAGGAAAUAUCUCGAUUAUAGUACCACUUAUUUAUUUCUGUCAAUAAUUUAUGACUAAUGUUAGUCACAUGUUAUGAAUUGGAUGAUGGUUAUCAGAGGAUGUACCCUGUCUGAUUUGAUUUUAUGAAAACAGCGCAAACAUAGUUUUUAACGUCUCCCACUUUUUCCUGGCAAGAACUUUUGUAAUGUUACACAUAUUUUGUAAUACAGUCGAACCUUCUGUAGGUUGAAAACUCAAGGGCACCCAGUGGCUGUUUUCUGUAAAAUAUCCUGUUCAAAGAAGCAAAUAUAAUUACCUAGAAUUUUGUACAUCUUAAGGAUGGCAAAACAUUUCUAGAUGAUUUUCCAUUCAUGCAUAAAUAUUUGAAGCUAGUCUAAAAAAAUUCCCUAUGAUUUAAGUUUAAUUUUAGCAUUUUUUCACUCCCCAGGUUUAGCUGUUAUUUGAAGAAAAAGGAAACCAAAAAUUUUGGGAAUGGAAAAUGUGAUAGACAGAGUAAUCAGCAAAAUUCUGACCAUUUGUGAAGCUUGAAUUUGCGACUAAAAUUUUCAGGAAAUAAUAUUGAGCGAGGCCCUUGCAAAUGUGAAGUCUCAAGUUGCCCUAAAUUGGCAAACAGAUACAAAUUUUAUAGCACCACUUGAGUGCAUUUCUAGAUAUUUAAAAGUACUCUGGGAGCCUAAAAAGAAUUUUCAGUAUUUUCAGAAAGUUUGUUGGAUGUCGUUCAAAACUUAGUGGUCAAUAUUAUUAAAGGAGGUGUUCACUUACCUUAUAUGAGAAAAGAACAAUGGUAAGAGUCUCUUCCGAGAAGAUGUUAGGGCACCAAUCUACUUUAUGGAAGAUAACUUACUGCAUGCAAUUUUUAAGUUACGAUAAUUAUGUGCAGUAUUGAUGUUACAUGUAUGUUGUUACAAAAGUUCUUCAUUAACUCUCAAGUAACAUAGUUUAUAUAGCAAACAGAGAUAAGACUAUGCAUGCAAAUGGCUGCUUACUAGCCUACGUGUAGCUUCACCCUCUGCCCGGCAAAGGAAAAGUGGAAAGAGGGUGUGGCUACAUGUGGGCUUGUUGCUUGCAAGAGGUUAAAAACAAUGAAAAAUUUUUAAAUUGUCAGCCUCAAAAAGUGGUCACAUUCACUUACAGGAGAUGGUUGUUUAUGGGAGGUUCCAGCUGUAAAGCUUUGACUGUGAAAGAUUUGUUGUUUUGGAGAGAGCAAAGUCUCCUUCGAUCUUCCUAGGAAAUAUCGGGAAGAGGAUAUUUCCCGUCAUUUUGUAGGAAGAUCGAAGGAGACUCUGCUCACAGGGUAGGUGCUCGCUUAAUAUCAGAGGUACUGUUCACAAACAAGAGGUGGUGGCACUGAUUGAAGUUUGAGUGUACAACAAAUUUGACAAAUGUUGUUAGACUGCAAAGAUUUAGUAGGUAUUUUUUGAAUGUCAUCAGGAUUUACUGGAAUGGAGGAAGUGCCAAGGAAAGGCUGGGUGGUAUGGAAUGCUGGCUAUUUUAGUUGGUAAGUUACAAGAUCUUUAUUUUCAAGAUACAUUUAAGUUGGUUGUCAGAUUGAAUGAGAGUUUCCUUUGUCUCUUGUGAAUAAUUUGGACCAAACUUCUGUCAGUGAUGAAUUUAGUUGGUUCACUUUGCCCUCAUGGGCAUUUCCCACCUUUUGUUGACACUAUCUACUUCAAAAGAGAAAAGUGAAGAUUUCCAUCUCCCAUCCCCUCUGCUUGAAGAGGCUCACCAAUAGUUUUUUUGGGUUUUGUAAGCAUACCACUUUUUUAUCCCAAUAACUAACCUUUAGAUCUAUAUUAAAAAAGGCACUCUUAAAACGUAUGUUUGGGAAUGGAAUGAUCCAGCACCAGUAGUAACUGUCAGAAUUAUGGAGCAGAGCAAAAAUUCUGAUUCAGAUAAUGGAAUAAAUAUUGAAGAACCCUAUUGGGGACCCUGUAAGCCAUGUUUUGUCACUGUCCAGGCUACCUGUAAGAAACAACAGGUACCCCAACUUUGAAUGAAAGGCUGGGGGGGGGGGGGGGGGGGGUUUGGACUCUUUUUUUUUUUAAAAGAAGCCCCAUUUUGAAAAAAUUUUUUUUAUACAACAAUUUUGUUUUCGUUUUUGGUUUGUUUUGGUUUUGUUGUGAGAAAAGUCAAUUUUUUCUAAACAUUUUUAAUUUUAUAAAAAGAAUAUGAGAUAAGAUGUGGGCUCCGCUUUUUGUGGGUUUUCGUCCACGGCAGGCACCACAAACAAAAAAGGAACAAAAAACGAGGGGGGGUGGAGGGGGGGGGGGUGGGGGGGGGGGGGGGGGGGGUGGGGUUUAGACUCUUGUGUUCUCUAAAAGAUAGCCCAUUUUGACAACAGUUUUUCUAAUCAGCAACUUUGUCAUCGGUUGUAGGUUGUAUAUGGUUUGGUGUGAGAAAAGGUCAAUUUUCCUACAACAUGUUCAGUUUAGAGUAGCCUUGAAAGGCCUAUUGUGCUCUAUGUUGUUAAAAAUUUAUUAUAAUAAUAAUUAUUAUUGUAUUGGUUGUGAACAUAACAUUUCCAGUUUUGUUAUUAAUGCAUUUUUUAGAACAGCUGGAAAUAAGGCAUAAAGUCAAUGGCAAAAUUUGUUUAUAUGGGGUAUAAAAUGUUCUUGGGUCAAAUAUUAUACUAAUAUGAUUGUUGUUAGUGGAAUUCUGCAAUGAAAGUGAAUUACAUUAUUUCAUGCCCUAGCUACAUGGCCAAUGUGUACAGUGCAGCAAUGAAAUGCUAGCCAUUUUAACACCAUUGUAGAGUUGGCUAUUCUGUACAGGUUUCCUUAGAACAGUAGUAAUUAAUAAUAUAUGUAUGGACUGGUGACUUUUAAAAAAAUAUUGUGAGUGCUCAUUGCAUACAUGUGAUGGUGGCCAUUAUGUUAGAGGUUCAACUCUGCCUAUUGUGACAGUCUAGCUUUCACAAAGUGUUUAUGUGUGUGCUUCAUUUUACAUCUGACAGGAGGUAGUGUGGUGUUUGCUGGGCUUUCUGGUUUCCCCAAAUUACCAAAGAAGUAUCUUCCAUUGGUCUCUCUUGGUAUGUUACUUUGGAUAAAGAUGAGGAGAUUUUAGCCAAAGGAAUCCUCAUAUAUAGUGAUAAGAAUAAAAAACAAUAGUGUCAUUUAUGCACUUUCCAUGUAACAAUAACACAACUCAUCAAAAAUAGUAAACGUAACAGGAUUCAAUCAUUCAGUCAUUCAGUCAAUCAAUCAUUCAAUAAAUCAAUCAAUCAGUCAGUCAAUUAAGCAAUCUAUAAACUAUCAAUCUCUCAAACAAAUAAUCAUUCAUUCCGUCAGACAAAGUAAUCAGUCUUGCUUGUUGUCAUUUCUCAGCUCUAUAUACUUUUUGUUAGUACCCAGGAAACUUUAUACCAGGUUUUUGGUUACAUUUCAAAGUGCUAGAUUCAUAGGUGAAACAAGCGGACAUAAGUGAUUUGUUUUCACCUAAUCAUUUAAGAAUUGUUAAUUAUUUGUUGUGAAGGUAGGAACCUGAUAUUUCAAAGGACUGGACAUUAUGUCCAUUCUCUGGCCUCAGGUAAUGUCCCUAAACUUUGUGUUAUUUUGUAAUUAAGGAGGCUCAAACUUACAGCCGAUUUGCAUUACUUUCUCACAGGUGUAGGGGCUGGCUGUGGAUGGUUUGUCUCAUACAGAGUGAUAACUUCCUGUCACAGGGACCUCUCUCCAGAAAGAACAGUGGAUGGAAAAAUUAAUCAAUUGCCAGGUUUGAAGUCGAACCAGUCUUUAAAAUAUGAAAGAAAAAGGCCAAAAUCCAGCCAUCAUGAUUGAACAAGUUUGAUCAGGAAAGAAUUCAUUGCAUGGCAGAAAUUAGCCCACUAGUCGAGCUCAAAAUUUUUCAUGAAUGAGAGGGAGAUUUUUUAAUGUUCUCUACAACAAAACCGAACAAGAGAGUGGUAGCCUGUGAAUAGGCUGGACCAAAGGCCUUUUCACAGGCUAAGAGAGUGGGAGCUCUGCUAUCAGAACCGGAAGUGAGAAGCGAAAGACUUUGAGAAAGUUAAGGCAGAAAUUAAAACUUUCUGUGACUAAAAGCAAACUGUGACUUCAAAGUGCAUUUUUUUGGGUUAAAAUCCAGAGUCAUGUAUGUCCUUUUUCAGAUUCAACAGAGCAAACCAGUAGUACAAAUAAAGUGAUCAAAAUUGUUUGAAAGUUUUCUAAAAUAGGUUAGUUAGGAAGGCUUUUUCUUCCUCGUUCUUUUAACUAUAUGCAAAUGCCCAUGAUUUUUUGUUUUCAUGUCUUUUUUUAUAUUUAUACAGAGAAGAAAAACGACAUACUACUGCCUCCCAAGGAAACAAAAUAUGGAGACAAGGGCUUUGUCAAAGAAUGA